AUGGAUCACCAGAUAGACCGACUGGUCAACAAGACCUGGUCAAAAUUCUGCUCAACGGCAGACGACGCGCGCCUAAUGAUCGCCAUCAGCGGCAUCCCAGGCUCCGGCAAAACAGGCCUAGCAAAGAUGAUGGCAGUGCGGAUUAACAAAAUCUACGCCUCAGAGAACCCAACAACGUCAACACCGAUAGCUAUCGCCCUCCCAAUGGACGGGUAUCAUCUGACGCGUGCACAGCUGGCCGCUAUGCCGGACCCCGAUCAUGCGGCAGCACGACGAGGCGCGGCAUUUACUUUUGAUGGUGAGAAGUUCCUCGAACUUGUGCGGGCUCUGCGGGAGCCGAUUACGGUCCGCACGCGUUGUCUCUACGCACCGAGCUUUGAUCAUGCUAUUAAGGAUCCAGUUGAUGAGGACAUCCCGAUCCCGCCGACUUGUCGGGUGCUGUUCUUUGAAGGGAAUUAUUUAAGCUUAGAUCGGAAGCCGUGGAGCACAGCUGCUAAGUUGAUGGACGAGCUUUGGUUUGUGGAUGUCGAUUUUGAGAUUGCGAGGAAGAGGUUGGUGAUUAGACAUGUUAAAGCGGGGAUUGCGAAGGAUGAGGAUGAGGCGGAUAAGAGAGCUCGACAGAAUGAUUUGGUUAAUGGGAGGGAGAUUGUGGAUCACAGGUUGCCGGUGCAGGAGAUUGUUUCUAGUAUCUUUGAUCCUGUUUGGGAGAAGUCAUGA
This is a messenger RNA of Penicillium coprophilum, 717 nucleotides long. RefSeq names its product kinase-related protein. The transcript has 2 exons. The coding region runs from base 1 to 717 and encodes 238 amino acids. Gene Ontology annotation, molecular function: kinase activity; ATP binding. NCBI's taxonomy places the organism in Eukaryota, Fungi, Ascomycota, Eurotiomycetes, Eurotiales, Aspergillaceae. Gene Ontology annotation, cellular component: cytoplasm. The record is from RefSeq and is a predicted model, not a curated record.